Grosmannia clavigera kw1407 is the source of this 7332-nucleotide messenger RNA. RefSeq lists its product as uncharacterized. The transcript has 2 exons. The record is from RefSeq and is a predicted model, not a curated record. The coding region runs from base 1 to 7332 and encodes 2443 amino acids. Lineage: Eukaryota; Fungi; Ascomycota; Sordariomycetes; Ophiostomatales; Ophiostomataceae.
AUGCCUCCAAACGAGCGCGAUGCCGCUCUUCCUGACAAGGCGAUAAGGCACCAACGCUCUGGCUCUGACUACGGUCGAGCCCUCAUUCCCAUGUGGGACAGCUCCGAUCCUGUGCGAGCACCUCCGCCGCUGCCACUCAAUACGCAGUCGCCCAGCGUCGGAGUCGGAACAUCGCGUGCCGGGACUUCUGCCGCAAUCCAAUCUGCUCAUGCGGCACUGCAUGAGAAAGCCCGCGAGGCUCUCGGCUCUACCGCUCUGGCCAGGCGCAUAGAGUCACCGGAGCGCCUACCUCGAGCCCCAGUUCCACCCUCUGCCCCAGUCAUCACGCCCUCGUCGCAACCACACCGUCGUCUGCCCCCAGUCCAGCCAGGCUCUGUUCGUGACCUAAGUCUUUUGAUUGAGGGUGGUCGUGACUCGAGCAGCCCCACCCCACGCUCUCCCGAGAAAGCCGUGCGACCGACGACGCCGGUGCGAGGCCGCGAUAGUCUCCUGCCAAACGAGAUGGAUGACCGUCCUAUCUAUGUGUCUCCAGUUCCCGGUCCCAGCUACACACCUAUCGUACGGCCGAUCGUCCGGCGACCACACCAGACCAUCCUGGGCGAGAACACAUCUCCCCAGUCGGCGACAAUGCUGGCUCUACACAGUAUGGCGUCGACAAAUCCGAAUCAGAAAGACUCUGGUCCGUUUUCCAGCGCUCCACCGUCAGCAUCGCAGCGCGAAGCACCCGCUCUGUCAAACGUGACAAAUGGCGCCGCAGGCGGCACCUACGUCAAGAAUGCGAUGCCGAUAGGCAAGGCGCAGCCUGUCCCGGCGCUGGACGCGCUCUCGCAACAAAUUCUCAGCCUGACCAACAUUGCUACGUCUUUGCAGAAAGAGAUGGGCCUACUCAGUCGCCGAAGCCGAGACAAUGCGACCGAUCUUCUCAGUCUCAAGGCGGCCACCAACGCAAGAGACGAGGACAUCAGGAAAAGUCUACGUGAGCUCAUCACCACGGCAGGAGAUUCCAAGUCUCAAUCGACAACCAGAGAUCCGUUUAGCGGAGGCUUUCUCAUCGAUAGCAAGCCCCACGCGCAUAUGAUGUCUCCGACCCAGAAAGCUCUUCGGCCAUUUUCGCUUCCUCGGAUCCCUUCGCCAAACAGCUUCGCCGCAUCUAUCGACCGCGACUCUAUGAGCACUCCGUCAUUAUAUGGGGCAGAUGGACAGGCUACCAUUUCCCUCGUCGAAAAAGUUCUCCAUGAAAUGGGUACGAAGGAAGGCCAAGAGCUGUUGCUUAGCCGCCUCAGUGAGAUCUUGAACAGACUCGACGGCAUGGCAUCGGCAUCAAAGAUCGAAGAGCUGCUGCGUGUAGUGAGAGAGCGUCAGGAACAGACCAUCAUUUCCAUGCCCCGCGGCAGCGAUGCCGGUGAUAGCCGCCGCUCGCGGUCGUACAGCUUUGAGGAGCCUUCUGGCUCGGAAAUGGAAUAUGCUAGCAGCGACCAUAUUACGGAUCGGAUGGAGCGUCUGAUGCACCGGAGCGUGCCCGAAUUGAGGCGGUCUUCUGCUCCAAAUGUACGAAUCCCAGAUGGGCUCAAUGACGACGUCUUGAAAGUCAUCAGGACUGUCAAGGACAGCGUUGCUCAGGGCGGUGGUCUCACAGCUGAAGUCAAAGCCCUCGUUCGGGAGCUUCGUGGAGAGGUUCUUGGAAUGGGUCGUGAGAUUGGCCGACGUCUCGACGAAGUCUGGGCCAAGGAGGAGGACGAACCGGAGUCGAACACGAGAGUCGAUAUGGCAAAGGUCGUCGAGGAGGGCCUUGCUGAGAUGAAGCAACACAUGGGCAACCUUAUGCGAGAGCACCGACGCCAAUCUGCUGGCACUGUGGCCACUGCCGCUGCCGCUGCAGCCGAAGCCAUUCCUCCCAUCGACUACGAGGAGGUUCACAAUCUGAUUCGUUCCGCGCUGAAGGAGGCGCAGGCCAAUCAGGCCGAUGCUUCCCACGCCAGCAAGGAGGACGUGAUUGAGGCGGUCAAGGAUGCUUGGGAGUCGUACAAGCCGGAUAUCGAAGUUCAACAAAUUGGCUUGGAGCGCGAGGAGGUGCUGGCUUGUUUGCGAGAGGGCCUUCGGCAAUAUUCCCCUCGCGACGAACGGUCCGCGGGUGUUACGCCCGACGAAGUGUUUGCGGCUGUUGUAGAAGGCCUGAAACACUUUGUUCCCCCCCAGAUGCCAGCGGCAAGCUUGUCCCGAGACGAGGUUCUUGGGGCUGUUCGCGAGUGCCUCGAGGAUUACGAGUUUCCUGUCGCUCCAUCGGCAAUAGGUGGCGCCGAAAUCACCAAGGAGGACAUGCUUGAUGCCGUUAAGGAAGGGCUGAACGGGUUCGACUUUCCCCAUGCCGAUCGUGACAGCAUGGCCCUGGUGGCGCCCACUACCGGCAAUGACGAGAUUGUCGGACGCCUUCAGGAUAUUAUGAAGUUUAUGCGCGAUGAGUUCAAGGCCGUUUCUGACGAGGCGAAAGAGAACGUGGCUGCCAACGGACGUGAUACCGAACAAGUCUUGGAUGCUACCAGAGAUGGGCUUGAGAAACUCCGUGCCGAUCUCGAAGUCUACGUCGACAAAGUCUCUGCUGCUGUGUCUGGCCAAGACUUCUCCGAGAGUUUGGUUCGGACCCUUGAUGUUUUCCGCGACGAGAUCGCAGACCUCGUUUCUAAGGCGAACGACGGGUCCAAAGACAUGAUCCGGGAGGAAAUUGAGUCGCUGAGAGACACCGUGAACUCGUCUCUAGUUCCGGCUGUCCCUCAGCCGCAACAGCCUUCGGCGGCCAUGAGCAACCGUGAAGUUUUGGAAGCACUGCAAGAGGGUGUUGGCCUGCUACGGACCGAAAUCAAUAACCGCCAUGUUGCUGGCACGUCAGAGGUGCUUGACGCGCUGCAAGAAGGCAUGUCCGAUCUUCGCGACAGCAUUGAAAAAUUCCGUAACAAGCCCUUGGACCUGACAGCAAAUGACGAAAUUCUGGAGGCUUUGAAAUCCGGUCUUAGUGACGUUCGCACGGACAUCGAUGGCUUGCGCGACCAGAGCCGGGAUAUAGCCACGGUGGAGAGCACUGCCUUGGUUCCGACUGGAAUGCUUCGACCAGACGACAUCAAGAAUCUCGAGAUACUUAUUAUGCAACUCCGCUCAAAGGUCGACGUCAUGGGCAACGUAUCGGAGCCGACGGCGCGUGCAAUGUCUCCCGAAUCGAUAUCUGAAUCGUCGCCCGAGUCCACGUCUGAAUCGUCGCCCGAAUCGAUAUCCGAGGCGACGCCCGAAGUAGCCCGUGGAGGGGCGGUGGCUAUGCCACUAGACGAUGAGUGGAAAGAGAAGCUCGCAAAAAUGGAGAGCAAACUGCACAUGAUCCACGAGACAGUAUCGGGACUGACAGGCAUCCCGAGCCGGGAGGGCGCACCGGCGCCUGUGGAGGUGCCACGCGCUGCAACAGACGCGGCCAAUCGGGAGGAUGUUGAGGCUAUCGAAACGAUUCUGCGCAACACGAAGGCACGUCUCGAUGACAUGAUUGACGAUGAUCAGGUCGUACGCAAGGAUCACAUCGAUGUGAUUGAGGCUCUCGUGCUGGAAACGAAGCUCAGUCUUGGCGGCUUGAAAACUCAGAUGGACGGGCUGUCCUCGCGUGAGGAUGUCAAUAUGGUGGAGUCUCUGGUGUCGCAAAUCGCCAGAAGCUUCGACGACAUGAAGGAGCGUCACGAGCAACAGCUGGAAAAUCCCGACAAAGUCACCAAAGCUGACAUCAAUGCUAUCUCGAUGGCCUGUCUAGACGUGAAGUCGGCAGUCGCAAACUUUGCAAAGGUCGAUGAAAUCACAGAGCUGCCGACAAAACACGAUCUGGCGAGACUAGAAGCAGUCAUUGCAGAACUCAAGAACCGCCUGGAGACAGAAGCGGAGGUCAGCUCGAAAUCUUUCGAAGAGCGACAGGCUGAGAUUGUUGGCGUGAGCGAACGGGUAAGCGAGGUGAAGGUUUUCCUGGAGGAGUUCCAGGAUUCGAUCAAAUCCAACCUAGAAGGCGGUGUUGUUGGCAUCGAAACUGUCGGCAAGACCUUGGAGACUCUGGGCGAGACCAUGGGCCAAAGUGGCAGCGACUUGCAUGGCCUGCUAGAGAAGAUGAGAGCAGAGUUCGAAGAGUCGAGAGCCAGCGUCAUCGGUGCCAAAUUGGAGACAGACGAGAAGUUCCAAAAGACCACGGAGACACUUCAGUCGAAUAUUGACGAGCGCAUCGGAGAGAUGAUGGCCAAGCUCGGCGAAAUUCAGGUGUCUGCAGAGGCCCGGGUCACGGCGGAGGAGGCCCGUGAUGUCGAGGUGGAAGCAGCAGUGGUCGGCACGAAAACCUUGGCCGAGGAGCUCAAACUGCUGGUGGACACGCUCGGGUCUGCUGUCACCGACUCGCUCGAGAAGAUGGAGGAGGCAUCAAAAACAGUAUUCGACCGGGUCGGGGUCUUGGUGGACGAGGCAGAUGAGCACCAUGUUGAUGCCAAAGUAGAACACCAGCAGACUCGGGACCAGGUCAAGGAGGCUAUGGACGUUGUCAACGGCUUGCACGGCCAUGUGAUUGAAUACCAGCCCAAGAUCCUGGACACGAUCAAGGACGUGUUGACGGUUGUGAGCGAACAUUACGAACACUCUAAAUCGUCCAGUACCACGAUGCAAGAAAAGCUUGUCGAUACCAGAGGGGUCAUUGAGCAACAGCUGGUGCCACCGGCAGUUGAAAAGUACAACGACUCGACGGUGCAGGAAAAACUCGACAAGCUCGUUUGCCAGGCAGACCGAGCAGCAGAUGCAAUCACCAAGCUGGACAAGAUGGACGAACUCGUCAGCCACACGCACACGGUCGAUGAGGCCCUUUCCAAGCUAGACAGACUUGUUGAGCAUUCCGAAGACACGGACAAGGCGUUGGAGCAGCUUGAGAAGCUGGAGACGCUCGACUAUCUUGUGGCACAGUCCGAGACGACAACCCAGGCGCUGGCUGACCUUGAAAAACUCGUCAAGCUGGAUCAAAUCAUUGAUCUGACCAGCCUGGCCGGGCGGGCGUUCGACAACCAGCGAUCUAAGAUUGACCGGCUUAUCGACCACACGCAGGUUACGAACGAAGCGUUGAAGGGACUGGAGAAGCUUGAAGAGCUCAAAAAGCUGAGCAAUCUGGAGCAGCUUGAGAAGCUAGCCCAGCUUGAGAAGCUAGAGCAGCUUGAAAAGCUUGGACAGCUAGAGGGUCUUCAAGAGCUUCGAAACCUGGAACAGUUGACGAAGAUGGAACAGCUGGACAAGUUGGAGCAACUGGACAAACUAGAGGGACUGGAAAAGCUGGACCAACUGUUUGACCUAAAUCAACUGGAGAAGUUGAAGGAACUAGAAAACCUGCAACUGCUGGAGAAGCUCGGAGAGCUGGAGAAGCUUGGAGGACUAGAGAAGCUUGGCGACCUUGAGAAGCUGGCUGAUCUGGAGAAGCUUGGAGGGCUUGAAAAGCUUGAGCUGUUGGAGAAGCUAGAUGGGCUAGACAAGCUUCAACAGUUGGUCGAGCUGGAGCAGCUUGGAAAGCUGGAACAACUCGACAAGCUGGAGCAACUCGACAAGAUUGAGCAGCUAGAAAAGCUUAGUCAACUGGAGAGCCUCGGCGAGCUCGGCAAGCUCCAGCAACUCGACAAGCUGGAUCAACUGGAAAAGCUUGAGGACCUGCAGAAGCUCGAGCAACUGCAGACGCUUGGACAACUGGAGAAGCUCGAACAGUUAGAGAAGCUUGGCCAACUCGAGUCUCUUGGAGAACUAGAGAAGCUGCAACAGCUGGACAAGUUAGAGCAACUAGACAAGCUCGAACGGCUAGAGAAGCUCGAGAAGCUCGAGCAACUGGAGAGUCUUGGCCGGCUAGAUAACCUCGGACAGCUGGACAAACUGGGAGAACUCGAAAAGCUUGAGCAGCUGGGCAAGCUGGAUCAGCUGGAACGUAUGGGGCAACUCGACAAGCUGGAGAAACUGGACAAACUGGACGAGCUGGAGAAGUUGGACCAAUUGGAAAAGCUGCAAGAGCUGGAGCAGCUGGGACAGCUUGAAAAGCUAAGCCAGCUUGACCGGCUAGACAAGCUGUCAAAGCUGGACCAGUUCGACGAGCUUGUGGACAACUCGAGGUCAGCGGACAGAGCACUGUCCCGUCUGGACACUCUGGAGCUGGUGCACGACCAGAUGAGACGGACAGCGGCCGAGAUUUCGGUUUUCCUCUCGGCGCAGACGCAGAGGAUUGCGGACGAGCACGAGGGCCAAGAAAAGACGCUGCAAGAGACGAGUAUAGCGCUGGAGCGACGACGGGCGGAGGCGGAGCAGGCGGAGAAGAACAUCGCAUAUCUGCAGGAGGAAGAGAGGCUGCUGAAGGAGAGCGUGCUGAGCCUGCGGACAGAGCAAGAGAGCUUGCUUCGCAACCGGACACGGAUGACGGCAGAUGUGUCAUCGCUGGAGACGGCGUUGCGCAUCCGGCGAGAGGAGCUGCACGAGAUGGAAGGACGAGCAGAAGGUCUGGAGCGGCGGAUUUUGGAGGGAGUGAUGGACCACUCGCGGGUGCUUUUGAUGGCAAAGGGGAACAAGGGCCGCGAGGCUAUGAACCGAAAGAGGGUGGUGCCGUCGAAGGAGGCGAGUUCGCCAGGCCGGGCUUCAGACAUCAACAGCGGCAACAAAGCGCGGUCGGCAUUCAGCAUCGCAAUGUCUCAGCGGAAUCCACUGCCAGCAACGUCUGCCAACGGGACGGGCAAGGCGGGCUCGCGCAGAAUCCUGUCGCUCAGCCAGAUCAACAAAACCGGGGCGAGCGGGGGGAUGAAGCGGAGUCAAAGCGUGCGGACAGCCGGAGACGGACUGCGAAAGAGUAGCUGGGCCGGACGACAGGCGACGAAGACGUACGGGGGACUGGACACAGACAAGGAGAACACGCCGCUCCAUGAGACGGACGAGGAGGAUGGGGUACACGAGGAGGAGAUGGGCGACGAGGAGAUGGACGACGAGCGGUUGCACGACGACAGUGGGAUGAGCUUUGAGGCAGAGGCAAGGAUGGAAGAGGUGUAUGGGACAGGAGGAGAGUCCGAUGGCGAGAAGAUUGAUGGCGAGAAGGAUGCCGACAAGGAUGCCGACAAGGACGGAGAGAAGGACGCCGACAAGCACAGCGAAGCGGGAACGCUGCGGCGGUCGAGCUACGCGACAUCAGUAGGAACAAGAGCAGUGACUAGUGAUGACGACUCGGAUUACUCUGACAGGGACGAAGACGAGGUGAUGAGCGAAUGGACCGACAGCCAGGCGGGCGCGAAUUCGGCAGGGCCGAGUCCGGUUGAGGGUGAAUAA